Molecule: messenger RNA, 2927 nt
Organism: Panicum hallii
Lineage: Eukaryota; Viridiplantae; Streptophyta; Magnoliopsida; Poales; Poaceae
Exons: 2
Coding region: 5-742 (245 amino acids)
Source: RefSeq, a predicted model, not a curated record
UCGUAUGCUGCCUCCGCCGCACCGCGCACCACCGGCGCCGCGCACCGCCGCCGAGCCACUUCCCCGCGCGCCCGUGCUGCCGCCCUGCUCGUGGCACUGCCGCCUCCUCCUUGGUGCCCACAAGGUGUUCGGUGUUUUGCCCCUGAGGGUCUGCUGUUUCCCUGUGCUGUGGGUGUUCUCGGUUUGUGUGUCAGUGGCAGUUUGGUUGAUAGUUGAGCUCGGCAGUCGCUUGAGGCCAAGCCUCGGGUGCUUUUAUUGGACAUCGAGGCCAAGCCUCGACGAGGACAGUUCUGCGAGUGCUCUGGCAGCUUGUGACCGUGGGCAGUUGUACUUGGCAGCAUGGCAAAUGUUCAGGGCAGUAGUGGUGCAGGUGAUGGUGAUAUUCCACCACGCUGGCUUCCGAGAGCAGCUAAGGGCAAGGCAGUUGCUCAGCAGCCGCAGAAGAAGAAAAAGAAGAAGCUCCCGCGUGGUCAUCCAGAUGAUUGGGACACUACUCUUGCAGCGGCAGCAGCAGAAGGGCGAGUUGAGUGUGGUGGAGUCGCAGCAGCUUUUCCGAUCCGUGACUGGACCGGCUCACCCGUCGCUCCUGAGGGGGCCACCUCCUCCACCGCUGAGGCGCUCCUCGCGUCCUCACUGUCAGCCGGUCGCCACACCGACUCCUCCAGCUGCGACUGCUCGUAGUGGCAGGAAGCGGCCUCGUGCAGAGCCUCAGAAGCAGCAGCAGCCCCGCCAGAGACAGUGACAGCAGCAACAGCCAGUAGAGGAGUCCGAGGAAUCAGGUUCUGAGUUAGAGGAGGAGAUUGAACAACUGCCCUCGAUAAAGAGCAUCAUGAAGGGCAGCGCGCAGAUUGUGUGGAAGUACAGAUUUUACGAUAUGGAUCUUUGGUUCCCGGAGCAGCGCCAGACACCUGAGAAGUUCCUGUUCUGGACUGAGUUGCAGCACCGCUUUCACCUAGCCUACUACCACGCUCGCACUCAGAUUCAGCCUCAGAGGCGCUUGGUGAUGAGCACCAUGGCACAAGCAGUUCCCAUAGCACUUGACGAGUUUGAGCGGUACUUCAGUUACAUGCCAAGGAUGCUUGAUCUGUUCAUCUUGCCGGGGCACUACAUUGAGGAUUGGGUCCAGAUCUUCUACUCCACAGUGUUUGUUCCUAGUGACCGUUCACGGAUUAUGUUUAUGUUUGAGGGAGAACGGCAAGUUUUGUACCGCAGUGACAUCGCUCAGGCUCUGAGGUUGUAGUUGCAUGACAUCCGCAUACACAAGCUAGUAUACCUUGGAGCUAUACCUUCCCGUCGUCCCAUAACUACAAGUGUAUUCCCUCCAGACUUUGACAUUGUCAGGAUAUGCUUUGAGGAGCCGUUUGGUCCUGCUUCACCUCGCCAUCCCUCUGAUCUUACCAGACUUGCUUAUAUUGUUCUUGAGGGUUUGAGGCGCUCUUUGCUUCCUCGCACCGGGAACCGUGAGGCCAUGACAGCUCUGCAGCAAUGGCUUUUUUCCUUCAUUCUCCAUCAGUUCGAUAUUGUUGAUUUUCUGAUUUGUGAGAUUGAGGUUGUUUGCAGAGGGUCUGACUGUCGGAUGCAGACUUCCAUAUGCACAUAUCAUACGCUACUUGCUUGCUCGCUCUAUUGCGCCUACGGGUGAUCACCUUGAGCAGUGGAGCAGCUCUCCGACAGGCUUCCCAGAUUACAGGCCUGCCCAUCCAGAGGAUCGUCGCUGGGGUCAACGCGCACUUGCAGUUGUUCAGCAAUGAUGGAACCCUGAGCAGCGCGAGCAGUUCCGAGAUAAGGACGAGGCACUGAGGCACACAGAGGUACAGGCUGGAUUAGAGGGUAUCCAGAUGAUACUAGACAGUGAUGAGCUCUCUGAGGAUGACUCGUUGGAUCCUGAGUUCAUUCUUCCAGAUGUCACACCUUUCAGACGUACUCACGACGACGAGGCCGGUAGCUCUAGUGUAGCUGCUGCAGCACCUCCAGCUUCUCAGGCACAGCCGGACACACCAGAUAUCGCUACUCAGAUUGCUGCACUUACCUCGUCCGUUAGGGUGAUGGCAGACACAUUUGUGCAGAUGCAGCAGGCUCAGUUUAUCAAGGAGCAGACUGAGGAGAGGUUUUAGGCUAUUCAGCAGCAUCAGCAGAGGUUGCUUGACUCCUUACAGCAGCAUCAGCGUCAGUCCGACUACUAUUUCAGUAUUCCUUUAAGCAGACUGGCGUUCCUAUGCCUCCUCUUCUACCGGACCCGACCGUUCCACUUGCAUAGCUUCAGAGUCCCGUAAUGCCUCAGCCGAUACGUCCGUUAGCUACACCAGGACCUGCUCAGAUACCGCAGCCAGUUGCUUCAGGGAUUCACUCGCCAGCACUGCCGGACAUCUCGACAUCUUUUCGUACUCCCACUUCAGCGCUACUUGGACAGUAUGCUACUACUCAUACACCAUCAGCUUCUGUUUCAGCACCAGUGUCAACCGGUGGGCUAGCCAAGUCUUCAGUCACUCGCCAGCUCAAGUUUUCUUAUAGUGAGAUCACUGGUUUGACCACUCCGUCGACGCAUACCCCCGUUGGAUCUAUUGACUCAGCGCAGCCCCUCUCAGUUGCGGAGUCCUCAGUCGCGCCAGCACUUGCAGCAGUUACUACUGAGGCUCCUCCACGUGUUUCAGCUCCCGAGGUUUCUAUAGAGCAGCGGACAGUUGAGCCGUCUACUUCAGUAUCUGAUCCAACGAUAGCUGUUCGUGUCACGACUCCGUCUCCUGAGAGCACUUCUGCACCCCCUCCAACUUCUGACUGUGGCAGAACCGCUUGAAUUAUUCCGGCUCAAGUGCACAGAUCAUUGUUAUACAGGCGAUAUGACCUCAACGCACUUCAAACGGAAUAACCCAAUGGUCUGUCGGGUAAUGUCCCGAUGAAACCACCGGAUUCCGGAUCGUUCAAGCGUA